CAUACAGUGACGUGACGUUUUAUUCUUAUUAUUUGUUUUUGUUUGUUUUAGUUAACAUACAUUUGAAAAGCUUGGGAUUCGCUCACAACGUCUGCGUUUCGUCAAACCUGGUAUGACGAUCGAUUAGUCGGGUCUGAGCAGGUGUUUUCCAACUCAACAGUUUGUGUUUGUGCUGUAAACAGAAACUCUCAUUUCCUGGAAACAAUAAAUGACAUUUGGUCCAAGGCAUGAAUGUCUUCAGGUGCUCUCUGGAAAUGAAAUAAAGUUGGAACGCUUAACUCUGGAAAUAUAAACUAAUAUUCAAAGUUGACCAGAAAUGCUUAUAUUUGUUCUCCUGCUGUGUCACUUCACUUUAUGUGGACACUGUGCGUGUAUGAGAAAAACCCUACAAACACCAACAGAUCUAGACAGUAAAGUGUUUGUUGUGGACCAGGAGGCCAACACAUUUUUAGGACGCCACCUGUUGUUCAACCGCUUCGACUUUGAGAUCUUCACCCCAGGUAAUCUAGAACGGGAGUGCUACGAGGAGAUAUGCAAUUACGAGGAGGCUCGGGAAGUCUUUGAGAAUAUCCCUGAUACAAAUAACUUUUGGAAGAUAUAUACAGCGGAUCAGGGUGAAUCCCAAUCUAAAGUUGAUGUAACAGCAUUGCUGGUGGGCAUUAUCUCCGCUGGAGUCUUUAUUGUUAUAGUUGGCCUCCUUAUCUGGUACUUCUGCAAGGGGAGGAAUAAAGACCAUGGCUUCCGAGGCUCCAUCAGACGCCGAUCCACCCGAAGCAAUGCCUCUGUGAUCAUCCGGAGACUGGAGGAGGUCUCUCUGCAUCCUAUUCCUCACACAGGCUCCAAUUCCAGCCCAGAUGCUCAUGGUUUACCUUCUUAUGACCAGGCCAUUGCCAUCAAUGGACCACAUGAUGCCCCGCCUCCGCCGUAUCCUGGUUCCAGGCCUGGCAGCAGCCGACGAUAACUAUACCAUUGUUUGCCAAACUGAAUCAGGAUGGACUAAACCAUUUUUUUUUUUUUUACUGAAAUGAAAAUGUGUUAAACCAUUCGGAUAUAACUCCCUGGAAUAUCCCACUAAUAUAAUUAUUGGUAAAAUUUGGUAAUGCAUUGCAGCUUUAAGUCUUGUUAGGCAAUUAAUUAAAACAUAUUUUUGUAUUGUGUAGAUAGUUAGAACUAAUCUAGAAAGAUAAACUUUAAAACCUAAUCACCAUUUUUACUCUUUUUCAAAUUAUUUUUAAUAGUGUUUAUUUAAAACUAUAACCAUUGAAAUCUAGUUAUGAUUGAUCAUAAUAUUUCAUUUAAUAUGGUGGGCUUUUAUGAAGGACACAUAAUUGUAUAAUUUAUUUUAGUAUGCUAUAGUCGAUUAUAACGAUCUAGAGUGUGACUUUGAAUUUGUGUACUGACUGGAUCAGUGUUUGGUGUAUAUUUCUGAGAAAUAAUUCUGUGAACAGCACUUCAAAAACAAGAUUACCUCCUCUAAUGUCAGGGCACGUAUGUCACGCUGUGAUUUUGCACUAAACCUUGUGCGUAUAGAUAAAUUAGUUCUGUUGCUUUCAUCUUAUUUAA
Molecule: messenger RNA, 1563 nt
Organism: Carassius carassius (crucian carp)
Lineage: Eukaryota; Metazoa; Chordata; Actinopteri; Cypriniformes; Cyprinidae
Product: transmembrane gamma-carboxyglutamic acid protein 4-like
Exons: 8
Coding region: 317-961 (214 amino acids)
Cellular component (GO): extracellular region
Molecular function (GO): calcium ion binding
Source: RefSeq, a predicted model, not a curated record